Messenger RNA from Sardina pilchardus (European sardine), 1511 nucleotides. It is a transcript of the gene srxn1, whose product is annotated as sulfiredoxin 1 homolog (S. cerevisiae). Gene Ontology annotation, cellular component: cytoplasm. NCBI's taxonomy places the organism in Eukaryota, Metazoa, Chordata, Actinopteri, Clupeiformes, Clupeidae. Bases 24 to 467 code for a protein of 147 amino acids. Gene Ontology annotation, biological process: cellular response to oxidative stress. The record is from RefSeq and is a predicted model, not a curated record. The transcript is spliced from 2 exons. Gene Ontology annotation, molecular function: sulfiredoxin activity.
GCCGUUUUGUUCAUAUCACUGUGAUGUUGAACUUUGCGAAGAGCCUGAGCGGUGUUUCGAAGACUUUAACCAUUUCUGCUUUUAGUCAGUUUGUAGUUGGCCUCCAAUUGAACAUGGGCAGCCUUCCGCCCGAAAACAGGUCCAUUCAUUCCGAUAAUAUCGCGGAAGUUCACAGCGUUCCAAUGAAUGUCAUCAUCCGACCCAUUCCGUCGGUUUUGGACGAGAAUAAAGUUCAGAGUCUCAUGAACACAAUACAGGAAACGCCGGACAUGGGGACAGUUCCCCCCAUUGAUGUGCUGUGGAUUAAGGGCGAGAGGGGAGGAAACUACUUCUAUUCCUUCGGAGGAUGUCACCGCUUCGCCGCCUACCAGAGGCUAAAUAUGGAAACUAUUCCAGCGAAAAUAAUCAAGUCUAACAUAUCCGACCUGCGCACGUACUUAGGCGCGUCCACGCCAAACCUGCAGUGAGGUGGACUGUGACUGUUAUGUCUGGGGACCGAGGAAAGGGCCUGAAGUCAACAACAGGACCACGUAUCAUUCCACGGACAUGUGCAUAUACUCUACAUUAGCAGAGUAUACUGUACAGUAGCUUGCAUAUAAAAAUAUAAUUUAUUUUUCAAGAAAUGGGACGUUAUUUUCAACUGACAGUGCUGUAAAUUCAAGUAUCCACUAGGUGGAGAUGUUACUCCACAACAUUUUCAAAUGUUUGUCAUGUUGUCAGGCCUACACUAAUUUCCAUAACUUUUAAUAUAUUUUAAAUUAUAUAAAUAAACAAACACUAAGUGUAGUUUCCUUCCUAGUCGCCAUACCAGCAACACGGUAGUCUUGUGACAUUUGUGUGACGCUUGUAACAGUAUGACAUCUAGAAGUUGCUUUUGAGGUUUAAAGCAACUUUUCUAUUUUACAUACAAGUCAUGGGAGGCCAUGGCCUGUAUGCGUGUGGAUGGAGAGGUAGCUUGUAGUAGGCAGAGAAGUAGAUUGAGCCUGCAGCAGACACUUGAAAGCACCUCAGUGCCAUUCAUUUGCCUUAAAUAAUGGGUUCAAACUCCUUUUGAUGAUGCACGGAUAUACAAUAGGCAGAGCAAUGUGCCUGCAACUCCUGGUAUUAGCCUACGCUGUGUAGCUUUGUUGCUGCAUACCGAAGAUGACCCCUUGAAGAUUUUUGAAGACUAUUGACAUAAAUUGGAAUUUAUUGUGUCCGUUGCCCUAAAUCACAGACCUCUUCACAUCACUUACUUCUAUACCCCACAGACCUUUUCACAUCACUUACUUCUAUACCUCACAGUCAAGCACAGCUAUAUCAUUUAUGAGUUCCAGAUUAUUUGCCAUAUUUAAGGAGGCUUUGUUUAUUUAUUUUCCCAUAUCUUGUUUAUUUUUUAAUCCAAUAGAUUAACUCCCUUUUUAUGCAUUUUUGGAGCAGUUAAAGCACAGUAAUGAACAUGUAAUGACACAUGGUGCUGCUGUGUGUUUCCAUAACCAUAAUGCUAAUGACUGAAGGGGUACAGCCUACAA